CACUUACUUCCUCAAUUUAUGCAAGUAAAUGCGCGCCCUCAGUAUAGACUGGUUAUUGCAGCGUAGCUGACUAACUAGCUAUAUAACUUAUUGAUUGCAUUUCUAGCUAGGUCCAUCGUUUGGCUCUUUGAUCUUUUCUUGAAUUAAACAACAUCUCUCUAGAAAAAUGAUCCCAGAGCUGUCCAGUCCCUCAGUGUGUAUGAGGGACCCUCCCAGGGUGGAGGAGAUCAUCAAGACCAUGCAGAAGGCUGGCACCAGCAAGAUUCAGGUCAUUUCAGACUUUGACAUGACCCUCACACGGUUUGCCUACAAUGGGAAGCGGUGCCCUACCAGUCACAAUAUCCUGGACAACAGCAAGCUCAUCAGUGAGGAGUGCAAAGCACAGCUGAAGGACCUGCUCAACACAUAUUACCCCAUAGAGAUCGAUUCCAAACGGACAGCGGAGGAGAAGCUGCCCCUCAUGGUGGAGUGGUGGACUAAAGCCCAUACUCUUCUGGUGCAGCAGCGCAUCAGGAAAGACCUGCUGCAGGAUGUGGUGAAGGAGUCCGAUGCUAUGCUCAGGGAGGGCUACCAGCUGUUCUUUGACCACCUGCAGGAGCACAGCAUCCCUCUGCUCAUCUUCUCUGCUGGGCUAGGAGACGUGCUGGAGGAGGUGAUCCGCCAGGCCGGGGUCUUUCACCCCAACGUCAAGGUCUUCUCCAACUACAUGGACUUUGAUGAGACUGGAGUGCUGAAGGCCUUCAAAGGGGAGCUGAUCCACAUCUAUAACAAGAGGGAGGGAGCUCUGCUGAACACGGGCCACUUCCAGGAGCUCAAGUCACGCCACAACGUCCUGCUGUUGGGAGACUCUCUGGGGGACCUGACCAUGGCUGAUGGGGUGCACAGCAUGGAGAACAUCCUCAAGAUCGGCUUCCUCAACGACAAGGUGGAGGAGAGGAAGACGUCCUACCUGAAUGCUUAUGACAUCGUGCUGGUGAAGGAUGAGACCAUGGAAGUGCUGAACGCCCUGCUGCUCCACCUCACCAGAACCAAGUGACCUGGCCAUGAAAUUCAUCUCACUGGCCAAUCGGUAACGAGCCUUCCGACGCUACAGGAAGUACUGGUUUAGGAAGCUCUUGCUCAGGAAGUGCCAGUAGUCCGAUACCAUGAGUCAAGUCAGAAUGGUAUUGUUUUUGGUUUGUCUUUUACUAAACCUCCAAUGGCUUUUUGUGUGGGCCGCUGGGAUGGAUCCCAGACUGUGUUUUGGAGUCUCCCUUCCACGCUCCUCCAGUUGAAUCCUUGUUGAACACUUACAACUUGAGAGCAACAUCCUUUACAGUCCUACAAUUUGAUUCGAUUUACUCGACAACCCUACUAUCACAUUCUGAAUUGUUUACGAACCGUCAAUAGUCCAACUGAAAUGGGACAGGAAAACUAGGUGACUUCCCCAUCUGGUAAAUGUGUAUUGGGUUCAAGGGGAGAGAAAUGUUACUGGUGAUAUGUCUACAUAUGAGGAAUAUACAGUAGAAGUCAAAAGUUUGGACACACCUACACAUUCAUGGGUUUUUCUUUAUUUUAACUAUGUUCUACAUUUUAGAAUAAUAGUGAAGACAUUCAAACUAUGAAAUAACACAUUUGGAAUCAUGUAGUAACCAAAAAGGUGUUAAACAAAUCUAAAUAGAUUUGAGAUUCUUCUAAGAAGCCACCCUUUGCCUUGAUGACAGCUUUGUACACUCUUGGCAUUCUCUCAACCAGCUUCACCUGGAAUGCUUUUCCAACAGUCUUGAAGGAGUUCCACAUAUGCUGAGCACUUGUUGGCUGCUUUCCCUUUACUCUGCGGUUCAACUCAUCCCAAACCAUCUCAAUGGAGUUGAGGUUGGGUGAUUGUGGAGGCCAGGUCAUCUGAUGCAGCACUCCGUCACUCUCCUUUUUUGGUCAAAUAGUCCUUAGAUAACCUGGAGGUGUGUUGGGUCAUUUUCCUGUUGAAAAAUACAUGAUAGUCCCACUAAGCGCAAACCAGAUGGGAUGACGUAUCGUUGCAGAAUGCUGUGGUAGCCAUGCUGGUUAAGUGUCCCUUGAAUUCUAAAUAAAUCACAGACAGCAAAACACCAUCACACCACCUCCUCCAUGCUUCACGGUGGGAACCACACAUACAGAGAUCAUCUGUUCUCACAAAGACACAGUAGUUGGAACCAAAAAUCUCAACUUUGGACUCAAACCAAAGGAGAUUUCCACCAGUCUAAUGUCCAUUGCUCGUGUUUUUGGUCCAAAGCAAAUCUCUUCUUAUUGGUGUCCUUUAGUAGUGUAUCUUUGCAGCAAUUCGACCAUGCAGUCUCCUCCUCCUGAUUCAUGCAGUUGAUGUUGAGAAGUAUUUAUUUGGGCUGCAAUUUCUGAGGCUGGUAACUCUAAAGAACUUAUCCUCUGCAGCAGAGGUAACUCUUGGUUUUCCUCUCCUGUGGUGGUCCUCAUGAGAGCCAGUUUCAUUAUAGCGCUUGAUGGUUUUUGCGACUGCACUUGAAGAAACUUUCAAAGUUCUUGAUAUUUUCCGCAUUGACUGACCUUCAUAUUUUAAAACAAUAAUGGAUUGUCAUUUCUCUUUGCUUAUUUGAGCUGUUCUUGCCAUAAUAUGGACUUUUACCAAAUAGGUCUAUAUUCUGUACCUUGUCACAACACAACUGAUUGGCUCAAACGCAUUAAGAAGGAAAGAAAUUCCACAAAUUAACUUUUAACAAAGCACACCUGUUAAUUGAAAUGCAUUCCAGUUGACUACCUCAUGAAGUUGGUUGAGAGAAUCCCAAGAGUGUGCAAAGCUGUCAUCAAGGCAAAAGGUGGCUACAUUGAAGAAUAUCAAAUAUAAAAUAUAUUUUGAUUUGGUUAAUACAUGAUUCCAUAUGUGUUAUUUCAUAGUUUUGAUGUCUUCACUAUUAUUCUACAAUGUAGAAAAUAGUUGUUGUUUUUUAAAUAAAGAAACACACUGGAAUGAGUAGGUGUGUCCAAACUGUUGUAUGGAUCUAGAUGUUGUUGUCUUCUCUGUAUAGAUGAAAGGUGAAGGAGUUACGGUUUGUUUGUCUUGUGGGACAUAUCUUUGUCAUAUAAAGGGAAAGAAGACAGGAUAAAGGUCAAAUCUAACUGUACUUUUACCUUGUCAGUUUGAAACGCCACUGUCUUAUCUUAGUGUUCUAUACACACUGUUUUAUCUUAGUGUUCUAUACACACUGUCUUAUCUUAGUGUUCUAUACACACUGUCUUAUCUUAGUGUUCUAUACACACUGUCUUAUCUUAGUGUUCUAUACACACUGUCUUAUCUUAGUGUUCUAUACACACUGUCUUUUUUUGUUUCGUAAGACUUUGUUCUCCCUAAUUUUCUUGAAAAGUGUCUAUUCUACGAGAGUGACUACAGUAAAUGAUGUUCAUGUUAGACGCUUAUUUACUUUCAGAUCUUAAUAACAGACUACUGUUUUAUGUGGAUGUCAUCAGUAUGGAAUCUGGUGAUACUGUGCCUUGGUAUUAUGGCAUAGGUUUGUGUGCGUGGCUACGUUUUUAUACAAUGGACUUUUUGGGCGCCACAGUGCCACCAUGUGGUCAAAGUAAUAGUAAUUCGAGCCAUGUGUAUAUAUUGACAUUUACAGUAUCACUCCAUGCUGGUCUCAAAGAAUCCAUCCACCUUCAGCCUUAAUACAUUGAAAGUAUAUGAGUCCUUGAAUAUUUGGCGUGUUUGUAUUUUCUCUGAAAUGCCAUCACUUUCUGUAAAACAGCGUAGUUUUAUGUUCGAUUUUUUCAAGUCCUGUGAAAGUAAUGGUUGACCUAUUCGGUCUAUGGUGAAGAACAUCUGAAUAUUUAGUACUUUUAAUUUUUUUGUAUGAUGGCAAAACAUUUCAUUGCCACAUAACAGAGGUUUUUAGUUCUUGGUAAAGCCAUGGCAUCUGAUUCUAUUGCUAUUAUUAGUAUGUUUUGCCAAAUUAUAGUUUCACCCAGUUACAUGUUUAAAGAUUUGAAGUGGAACUCCAUUCAUAUUAAAUGGUGAUGUCACUUGUACAGUGCGCAAGAAUCAGGUCAUACAUUUCUCUUGUGACGUGUGUUACUGAGGGGACAGUGUCAACUACAUCCUCGACUGAGUGUCACUAGAUUGUAUUUUUUCGCCUGUAUGAGAUAUGUAGGCAUAACAGGAUAACCUUUCCACAUCUGUAAAUAAAAUGUGACCACGGAACCCUCGUUUCAUUUCA
Messenger RNA from Oncorhynchus kisutch (coho salmon), 4202 nucleotides. Its product is annotated as cytosolic 5'-nucleotidase 3-like. NCBI's taxonomy places the organism in Eukaryota, Metazoa, Chordata, Actinopteri, Salmoniformes, Salmonidae. The transcript is spliced from 9 exons. Gene Ontology annotation, molecular function: 5'-nucleotidase activity; magnesium ion binding. Gene Ontology annotation, cellular component: cytoplasm. The record is from RefSeq and is a predicted model, not a curated record. The coding region runs from base 167 to 1036 and encodes 289 amino acids.